Arctia plantaginis is the source of this 1785-nucleotide messenger RNA. The record is from the annotation of a GenBank genome assembly. Lineage: Eukaryota; Metazoa; Arthropoda; Insecta; Lepidoptera; Erebidae.
AUGUCAAAGAUUGUCUACCUAGAUGGGGUAAAAGAUGCGACGAUUUGUCCCUGGAGAACCGAUGAGACGCCAUAUCGCAAGCGGUCGUCGGCGGGUACCGUAUUUGAGGGGUCCCCAAAACGUCGUCGCACCAUACAGCUCAGAGAUGAAAACAUCAUUAAUCUACUCUACGACUCUGGGAGCGACGAAGGGGAUGACUUUGAGGAUGGCAAUGACGAAGACGAGGAUCUUGACGUCAUCAACUUUAUGGGCCUCCGUCAAUAUACCCGCCAAAUGCGAAACCGCAUCGUGGUGACGGAUCCAGAGGAUGGAUGGAUUCAGAAAAAUGAUGCAAAUGCGGAGAAUGGCCACGAUGUAAGUAUGAAUGAGAGAAUGAUCAAUGUGCAAGUAGAAUGUGAGCGGAUGGAUGAAGAAAUGAUUCACGAAAAUGUGGAUGUGGUGCAUGAAAGUGAUGAGAAUACAAGAGGAAGGGCUGGAAGUCAUGAAAGGGAAAGUGGUGAAAGGUUUGAAAGUAGCGAAAGGUCUGAUAGGUAUGAAAGGGCGGAGCAAGGGCGGGCACGCGUGAAUCCGACUUUUUCUUGGUCGGAUGAAUUUUCAACUUUUAACGCCCAGAAAGAGACGUAUACACGCGAUCCCGGUCCAGCAUUUUCGUCCAAUGAUCCCGCGGAAUAUUUCUACCAAGUCUGGGAUAGCGAGUUCAUGAAGCUGGUGGUUAGAGAGACUAAUUUAUAUGCAUGGCAAAUUAUCUCACAAUUUUCCGACCCUGAUCUCGAUGCCGAGAUUCCAAAGUACUUGGAAUUUUGGACCGAGAUCACGGUUGAGGAACUAUAUAGAUACUUCGCCGUGCUAAUAUUGAUGUCUUUCUGCCACCGCUCCAAUAUUCGCGAGUACUGGGAGACGGGGAUAAUGGGCAUGCCAGAGUUCCGCGAGAUUAUGGGGCGGAACAGGUUCCAACUGAUCAGCAAAUUUUUGCAUUUUACUUCGAAUGAAAGUUUGCUGACCAGUGGGCAUCUCAGGAAGAUUCAAAAAGUUGCACCAGUUGUGGCACAUUGCAAUAAAAAAUUCAAAGACUUAUACACUCCUGCACAACAUCUCAGCUUAGACGAGUCCUUACUGUUAUGGAAGGGCCGUCUAAGCUGGAAGCAGUGUAUUAGGUCGAAAGCUGCAAGAUAUGGCAUCAAAUCUUUCGAGCUUUGCGAGGCGGAGACUGGGUACCUCAAAUCCCGGUGUACGGACGUAUUGGGGACUUUGAACCGUCGGCGUAAUGGCAUACCACCAGCUGUGAAGGAUGUGAUGCCAAAUGUGCCGCGAGGAACUACGGUAUAUAGACAUUCCGGUGACAUCACUUUAGUUUCUUGGAAGGAUGUGAAGGUGGUCACCGUAAUCUCUACAUACCAUAUACCCGAGAUGGUUCCGGGGAGACGCUUCCUUCUAAACACUUACAUAGUGUACACCAAAAACCCCAUGUACCACGUGUACUCCCACCGCCAAUUUCGGCGAAUGCUCGUCCAUGGGCUUUUGAGCCGGUACCCUCGCGUAUCUUCAGGACCACACAGAGCACCGAGCACACCGCAAUUGCUUCAACGUCUUCAACCAGGACAACACUUCCCUGUCCACACGGAGCUUGCCUCACGGACCCAAAAGGCGAAACACAAGCAAUUACGUUGUGCUCGGUGCGCUGCUCAAAAUCGACGCGUUUCUGUCACACUGAUGUGCAAAGUGUGCAAGGUAGCGUUGUGUGUAGGUGCAUGUUUGGAAGAAUACCACACAUUGGUAAAUUUGUGA